AUACUUCAACUUUGCAAAAAGUAAAUUGUUAUCAGUAAUCUUUCACUUCCAAAUACAAGAAAUUGAGAGUGAACUCUGAAAAUAAAAUGGAAAAGAAACAUAACAUAGAUGAAUUCAAAGGCCAAACAAGAUUACCCAAUUUUGCAAUUCCAAAAAAAUAUGAACUUCACUUAACACCUAAUUUUUCAUCAUGCAAAUUUUCAGGCACAGUGAAAAUCAACCUCUCCAUCAAUGAAAAAACCAAGUUUCUUGUCUUAAACUCCUUGGAACUUGCUAUUCAAACUACUAGCUUCACCAACUCUUAUGGCAAGUAUACUCCAUGUGAUGUUGUUCAAGAUGAUGAGGAUGAUAUACUUGUACUUGUGUUUGAUGAAUCACUUUGUGUUGGAGAAGGUUUCUUGGUGAUUGAGUUUUCUGGUGUCCUCAAUGAACAUCUUAGAGGAUUCUAUAGAUGUACUUAUGUGGAUGGAGAAGUGAAGAAAAAUAUGGCAGCAACACAGUUUGAGGCAGUAGAUGCAAGAAGGUGUUUUCCAUGCUAUGACGAACCUGCUUUAAAGGCAACUUUCAAGGUAACACUUUCUGUGCCAUUGGAGUUAACAGCAUUAUCUAAUAUGCGAGUUGAAAAUGAAAAGCUAGAUGGUGAAUUAAAGACUGUUUAUUUUGAGGAGUCUCCUCUCAUGUCAACUUAUUUGGUGGCUGUUGUCGUCGGCUUAUUUGAUCAUAUUGAGGAUACAACUACUACAGGGGUCGUGGUUGGUGUAUAUUGUCCUGUUGGAAAGAGCGAUCAGGGGAAGCUUGCAUUGGAUAUAGCGGUGAAGUCACUAGAAAUAUAUACCAAGUACUUCUCAGUGCCUUAUCCACUUCCCAAGCUGGAUCUAGUUGCAGUUCCUGAGUUUUCUGCAGGAGCCAUGGAAAAUUACGGUUUAAUCGUAUAUAGAGAAAGUGAUCUACUUUACCAUGACUUGCACUCUCCGCCGUCUAAGAAGCAAAGAAUAACAAUUGUGGCAGCACAUGAAGUAGCUCACCAAUGGUUUGGAAAUUUGGUAACUAUGGAAUGGUGGACUCAUUUAUGGCUAAAUGAAGGUUUUGCGACGUGGAUAAGUUUUAUGGUCACCAACAUCUUAUAUCCAGAAUGGAAUAUUUGGAGUCAGUUUCUUCUAGAAACUUCUAAUGGUUUACAAAUGGAUGCACUGGAAAAAUCACAUCCAAUUGAGGUAGAAAUACAUCAUGCACGCUCCGUUAUUGAAAUUUUUGAUGCUAUCAGCUAUGAGAAAGGAUCUGCUGUAAUUAGAAUGUUGCAAGGUUACCUUGGAGAAGUUACAUUUCAGAAAUCAUUAAGCACAUAUAUAACAAGAUAUCAAGCCAAAAAUGCAAGAACGGAAGAUCUAUGGAAUGUUCUUUCAGAAGUAUCCGGUGAACCGGUGAACUUAAUGAUGAACGCUUGGACAAAGAGCACCGGAUAUCCAGUCAUUCAUGUUCAAUUAACAGAUAACAUUUUGGAAUUCAAACAGUCGCGAUUCCUUUUAUCCGGUGUUCAAGUCGAUGGACAGUGGAUUGUUCCGAUUACCUUGUGUGUUGGUUCAUAUGAAAGACAGAAAAAAUUUCUUUUGGAGAGUCGCGAUGGAAGGGUGGAUAUAUCCGAACUGGUUCAUUAUAUUGGUGAUGAUGUAAAUUCAAAUGAAAAGAAGCAUGAAGAGGAUAGUAAAGAAAAUCUAUGGAUCAAAGUCAAUGUUGAUCAAAGUGGUUUUUAUAGGGUGAAUUAUGAAGACAAGCUCGCAAUUCGAUUGAGGAAAGCUUUACAAAACAACUACUUGCUUCCUACUGAUAAAUUCGGCAUUUUGGACGAUGGAAACGCUCUAUGUCAGGCUUGCGAACAGUCACUGUCAUCUUUGCUUAUGUUAGUGGAUGCUUAUCGAAAAGAGUUAGAUUAUGUUAUUGUAUCGAGACUGAUUGAAGUUUGUUAUGAUGUUCUGAAUAUCGCCAUUGAUGCCAUUCCAGGUUCGGUGAAUGAAUUGAAGCAAUAUUUUAUCAACCUUCUCAUGUAUUCUGCAGAACGGUUAGGUUGGGAUUCGAUAUCUGGAGAAGACCAUUCUAAUUCACUUUUGAGGGGAGAAGUUAUUAAGGCCUUGGCUACCUUUGAUCACGAUAAAACUCAACAAGAAGCACUACGCCGUUUUCAGAUUUUGUUGAACGACAGAAACACUUCUCUGCUUUCGGCCAACACCAGAAAGGCUGCUUAUGUAGCUGUGAUGAGAAGUACUGCUGGUGAAAGUAGGACAGCAUUUAAGUCCCUAUGGAGUUUCUAUAAGAGCAAUGAUGUUUUGCAAGAAAGGGACGAUAUAUUGCGUUGUAUUGCAUCAAGUACAGACCCAAAUGUUGUUCUAGAGGCUCUGAAUCUUUUGUUGUCUGAUGAGAUUCCAGAUCAAGAUAUCAUUUAUGUACUAGGAGGAAUAAGCUUAGAAGGCAGUGGAAUUGCAGUAAGAUGGUUGAAGGAUAAUUGGGAAAGAAUCUUGGUCAAAUAUGGUGCUGGACUCUUACUCACCAACUUUAUAAGCCAAAUAGUUCCAUUGGUUAACAGCAAUGAGGAAGCAGAUGAGAUAGAAGCAUUUUUUGGCAGCCGUAUGAACCCUUCCAUCAGUCUGAACUUGAACUUAAGCAUCGAGAAGAUCCGUAUCAAAGCAAGGUGGAUUGAGAGUGUAAAGCAAGACCACUCUCUGCCAGACUUAAUCAAACAACUGAGUCUGAGGAAAUGAUAUCUUUGAUAUUAAUUUCCUAUUCUGUUCUAGUAAUAAAAACUCCUAGAGCCUAAAAUAGCUCUAAAAUUUGUUUCACCCUAAAAUUUGUCCUCUCUUUUUUGCUUUUUCAUCUAACCUGUAACCUGAGACCCAUCUAACCUCAUUCAUGUCUCGUUCAUGUUCAUCAUUUAUUCAUGGUUAACAUUGACUAACAAACAUCAUAGAUUCUAGGUUCUUGGUUAACAAAGCAGGUUUGGAUUGAAGAUUCUGGUAUUGCUCAUCAUGUGGGUUGCAACCCUAAUUCUUGAUCUUGAGGGACCUUGCUGCUUGGCCUCCGUGCAUGAACUGAACUUCUAAACCCUAGUUGUGGGUCCAUCAGAGAAAUUGUUGGUGGAGCUUUGUGUUUGGUUUAAAACCCUAAUCAGGGAUAAUUGUUGUUCAAAUACCUUGCUUAGUAGACGCUUGGAUUGGUGAUUAAUCAAAGUCCUAGUUGAUAGGCACUCGAGUCCUUGGAGUUGGGAUGUUGGAGUUCAGUCCACCUAGAACCCUAGCUUGUUGGUUCAUAAGGGUUGUGAGCCUCAUUACUUGGUCAGUGUGAUAUGCAUCAUGUCAUUCAUUAAGUUCACCAGAGGAUUAUGGAUUCAUAGUGUUAAUCAUUCGAAUCACCCGCUUGAUCCUUUACUCCAUAUGUCUUGUUGCAUUGAUUCAUUAGUACCUUCGUACUUCCAUCCAUUUCCUUUGAUCAGGGCUCAACUCAAUUCAAAGUCUCGUGAUCUUUUGGAUCCAUUGGGUCACUGCACAUCGUCCUUAAAGUCAUCAUUGUGUCACCCACUGCAGGAUAUGUGGUUCAGGAUAUGUGUUCAAAUUUGGAUUUAAUGUCGUUUAAAUUUCCAUGUGAAACUGUAUCUGAUCAUUGCAUUCAGUAUAAGUGUCCAUAAUCAUUUAAUCAUGGAUCCCAGAUGAUUUUGAAUUCAAGUUAAUUUUGUUAAUUAAAGUCAAAGUUGGAGAUUCAAGAUGAUUUUGGAUUCAGGUUAAUCUUGUUAAUUCAAGUCAAAUUUGGAAAUUCAAGAUGAUUUUGAACUCAAGUUAAUUUUGUUAAUUCAAGUCAAAUUUGGAAAUUUAAGGUGAUUUUGGAUUCAAAUAGAUUUUGUUAAGUCAAGAUAAAUUUGGGAUUUCAAGUUGAUGUUCGGAAUCGUUUUUCUUAAUGGGCCAUUAAGGUGUUGUCCUAGAGUGAGCCCAUUCUUUGUUUUUAUACCCUAUUCCUACCCAAUUCACUGUUUCGACUAGGACAAUCACAAAUAUGUUAAAUACCGGUUAUUCUUCACAACAAUGAAUCACAACUUCUAAUA
This is a messenger RNA of Lathyrus oleraceus (garden pea), 4084 nucleotides long. Its product is annotated as aminopeptidase M1. The record is from RefSeq and is a predicted model, not a curated record. The transcript has 19 exons. Gene Ontology annotation, molecular function: metalloaminopeptidase activity; zinc ion binding; peptide binding. NCBI's taxonomy places the organism in Eukaryota, Viridiplantae, Streptophyta, Magnoliopsida, Fabales, Fabaceae. Gene Ontology annotation, biological process: peptide catabolic process; proteolysis. Bases 87 to 2753 code for a protein of 888 amino acids. Gene Ontology annotation, cellular component: membrane; cytoplasm.